GAAAUAUCAGUUCAUUCAAAUUCAGUUGUUGUUUUAUUGAAUCUGUAAAGAAACAGAAGAAGAAGUAGAAGUAGAAGAAGAAGAAGAAGGAUGUGCUCUUUCUGAAAUGUCAUUUGGAAUAAUUAAGAAUAUGAAUUACUAUCUAAUAACUAGUUUUAUAUUAUUGAAUAAUGGUUUAUCAUUUAAAACAAAUCCUUUUGAUAAUGUCAAUAAUAUUCAUCUACAACCAUCAAUAGAAAAUACCAUGAUUAAUAAUAAUAAUUCUAAUCUUGUUUAUACUGAUUUACAUAAUGACAAAACAAUAACAUGUUUAUCGGAUAAUCCAAUUGUCCAUACAUCUGUUGGAAUCUAUUGUGGAUUACGUGAAAUAGUUCAUUGGCCUAAUGGACCAGCAUCAAUGGUUGAUGUUUAUUAUGGUAUACGUUAUGCUCAAUCACCUACUGGUUCAUUACGCUUUAAAAAACCUGUAGAACCUAUUCCUGAACCAAAGAAAAUUUUUAUGGCCGAUAAAUUACCUUCUACUUGUCCACAACCAAAAGAUACAAUGUUUCAAAAUUCAGCGGCAGCUAGAAUGUGGGUACCAAAUACACCAAUGUCAGAAGAUUGUCUUUUCUUAAAUAUUUGGGUACCUUUAAAGGAAUCGAAUAGUAGCCAUUCGAAUUCAAAAGAAAAACUUGCAGUUAUGUUAUGGAUAUACGGUGGUAGCUUUUAUAUGGGAACAGCAACAUUGAGCGUAUAUGAUGCGAGAUUUUUAGCUGCUAGACAAAAUAUUAUUGUUGCAUCAAUGAAUUAUCGUUUGGGUUCAUUUGGUUUCCUUUAUAUGAAUACGGAAGAAGCACCAGGUAAUAUGGGUCUUUGGGAUCAACGUUUAGCUAUGAAAUGGAUUAAAGAUCAUAUUGAAAAUUUCGGUGGUGAUCCACAUCGUAUCACUCUUUUUGGUGAAUCAGCUGGAGCUGUAAGCGUGAGUACACAUGUCGUCAGUCCAUGGUCUCAUUCAUAUUAUAACAAUGCAAUAAUGCAAUCUGGUUCAAUUUUUAGCAACUGGGGUCUUGCAACAAGUGAAGUAUCACUAAAUCAAACGCAAAGGCUUGCAAAAAUUCUUGGCUGUGGAUAUCGAUCAUCAAUGGAUCAAAUUAAAUGUUUACGAUCAAAAUCAAUUACAGAAAUAUUAGAUGCACAUGAUACAAUGUAUGAUCCAGCUAGUUAUUUCUCUGUACCAUUUCCACCUGUAUUAGAUAAUAAUUUUUUUCCAUAUGAAAAUAGUCAAUCAUUUCGUCAAUUAAAAUAUCUUAAACCAUCAGGUGCUUUAAUGUUUGGUAUUAAUAAAAAUGAAGGUAGUUAUUUUUUAUUAUAUGCAUUUGUAUCUAAUUCAAAAUGGAUGAAAAAUUUAACUGAUUUACCAAUUACAAAUCGUAUGGAUUAUUUAAGAUGUCUUCGACAAGUUCUAGAUCUUGAUGAUGAUGAUCGACCAGAAUUUACAGAACCAUUAAUACGUUAUACAGAUUUUGAAUAUCAAACAUAUCAACAAUUGCCUACACUUGAAAGUUGGACUGAAAGACUAGAAGAAAUCAGUAGUGAUAGAAGUUUCAAAUGUCCUACGAUCAAUAUGGCAACUGCUGUAACUAAUGAUUAUCGUAUACCAGGUCGACGUCGUGCUCAUACGCUUCCUGUAUAUUUUUAUGAAUUUCAACACAGAACACUUUCAUUACCAAUGCCUAAAUGGACUGGUACGAUGCAUGGUUAUGAAAUUGAAUAUGUUUUUGGUAUUCCAUUUAGUCCUCAGUUUCAGGCUAGCUUUUAUCGGUUCACAGAUGAAGAACGUCAACUCAGUGAUAUUAUGAUGACGUAUUGGGCUAACUUUGCACGCACAGGGGAUCCUAAUAUUUUACCAGAUGGUCGACACGUGACUGAUAAUGUAAAUCCAGAAGAUCCAGAUGAAAUAACUGGAAGUGAGUUAGAAGGUUCAUUGAAUCAUAAACAAGGGCGUAAAAAUCCAUUCAUUGGAUGGCCUGAAUUUCGAAAUAGUACAAAAGCCUACAUCGUUUUUCGUUCAGCUCCGGCAAACCUCCUUGUUAGCACAAGACCACGUCACCGUCAAUGCUUGUUUUGGCGUCGUUGGUAUCCGGCGUUACUACAACAAGUUGAGCGCAAUCGCCAGCAUUGUUUAGGUGUGUAAAAUUCAAUACACUGGUGAACUACUAACUACAGGUAUCAUCUAAUAUCAACGGAAAUGAAAAUGAAUAACAGUCAACAAUUGUUUCAUAAGAAUAUUAAAUAUAAUAAUUGAUUAGUAUAUCAU
Molecule: messenger RNA, 2299 nt
Organism: Schistosoma margrebowiei
Lineage: Eukaryota; Metazoa; Platyhelminthes; Trematoda; Strigeidida; Schistosomatidae
Source: the annotation of a GenBank genome assembly